This is a messenger RNA of Lindgomyces ingoldianus, 1887 nucleotides long. RefSeq names its product citrinin biosynthesis transporter CtnC. Bases 92 to 1762 code for a protein of 556 amino acids. Gene Ontology annotation, biological process: transmembrane transport. The transcript is spliced from 3 exons. The record is from RefSeq and is a predicted model, not a curated record. NCBI's taxonomy places the organism in Eukaryota, Fungi, Ascomycota, Dothideomycetes, Pleosporales, Lindgomycetaceae. Gene Ontology annotation, molecular function: transmembrane transporter activity.
ACAACACCUAGUAUGGCACUCGUUAAAUACCGUCUGUUCCCCCAGGGCGCUCGGCAUCUUCAGUACCAGUCCCACACGAUAUUGAUUAGCAAUGGCUGCGGAAAUCACGCCGCUAGGGCCAAUCCUAUCGCAAACACCGUCCAACCAAUCCUCGGCUGAUGAACCCCUCCCGCCAGCCAAUGAGAAAGCGACAAAAGGUGUGGACGACUUCGCGACUUCGAAUGAAGCCAUUGGAGAUAUUGAGAAGCGUCUACAUGACCUUCCACAAGAAUCUACGGAAAACAGACAGCAGCUACAGCGACAAUCCGAAUUAGUGGAGUUUGAGGGACCGAACGAUGCGGGGAACCCCAAGAACUGGACCACUAAAAGGAGAUGGGCGAUAACGCUGUCAAUGGGAUCUCUCGUGUUUACCGUCACUUUUGCAAGCUCAAUCUUUAGUGUCAAUAUUGGAGUGGUACAGGAGAAAUUCAACACGAGCACGGUAGUCGCCACCUUGGGCGUUGCACUUUUUGUGCUGGGCUUUGUCUUCGGUCCCAUUGUCUUUGGUCCCAUGUCAGAAGUUCUUGGCCGCCGCCCACCCCUCUUUAUCGGCUACAUCCUGUUUGCAAUCUUCCAAAUCCCCGUCGCAGUCGCUCAGAACGUCGCUACAAUAAUGGUCGGGCGCUUCCUCGGCGGUUUCUUUGCUGCAGCUCCUUUGUCAGUCGUUGGAGGUGCGCUAGCCGAUCUCUGGGAACCCAUACCUCGAGCAUAUGCGAUUUGCGUCUUUGCAGCGGGUGGAUUUGCAGGACCCGUGGCCGGACCAAUCGCAGGAGGAUUCAUCACGGAAUCACAUCUUGGAUGGCGAUGGACGUCAUGGAUUACACUCAUCAUGGCCGGCCUUUUUGGAUCAAUCGCGGCCCUGAUAAUUCCUGAGACGUCUCCAGCAAGGAUCCUGCAAAUCCGCGCGGCAAAGCUGCGAAAGGAGACGGGUAACCCAGCGUUCCACUCAAAAGCCGACGAGAAUAAGCUGACUACAUCUACGGUUGUCACCGUAUAUCUCGUUCGCCCGUUUAAGAUGUUCAUUCAAGAGCCGAUCUUGGCACUCGUGACAGCAUACAUGAGCUUUCUCUACGGGAUCGUUUAUCUGCUCUUUGAAGCGGCAAGUUCGCCCCAAUUUCUAGGCUUCGGAAAUUUUCAUGACACUAUCAUUCACAUAUCGUACCCUGUAUCCUUCCUGGAAGAACGUGGCUGGUCCCUUGGCGUCUCAACCCUCCCCUUCACAGCAUUCAUCGUCGGAAUCGCCCUCGGCGCCGCCAUGAUCGCCUACUCCACCGCCACCAACUUCACCCGUGCCUACAAUAAACAUGGAAAGUCCAUUCCUGAAGAACGUCUCCCGCCCAUGAUCGCCGGUGCCAUCGCACUUCCCAUCGGUCUAUUCUGGUUCGCAUGGACAUCCAACCCGCACAUCACCUGGGUACCUCAAGUCCUCUCCACGGCUCUAAUCGGUCUCGGUUGCAUGGUUCCGUUCUGGCAAGGGAUGUCGUAUCUGAUUGAUUGCUAUGGAUUUUAUAGUAAUAGUGCAAUUGCGGUGAACACGUUUAUUCGAUCACUGUUUGGUGCUUUUUUCCCGUUGUUCACACAUGCAAUGUAUCAGAAUCUUGGCGUACCGUGGGCAACGAGUUUAUUAGGGUUUUUAUGUGUGGGGUUUGCGCCCGUGCCGGCACUAUUUUAUAUUUAUGGGGCGAAGAUUAGGGAGAGGAGUAAGUGGGCGCCGACUGGGUAGAUGUGAAAGGGGUUUGUUUCGAUAUUUUUUCUGCCUUUUGACGAGCAUAUAGAUGGCGCUUUAGGGUACCGGGGGCUUGGAAAGUAGACUCAUAUUCUAACGCAGCAGGGGUGGAUCCCCAUUCC